Ectocarpus sp. CCAP 1310/34 is the source of this 1660-nucleotide messenger RNA. The record is from the annotation of a GenBank genome assembly. NCBI's taxonomy places the organism in Eukaryota, Phaeophyceae, Ectocarpales, Ectocarpaceae.
AUGUAGUUUUUGGCUUCUAGCUCUUGCCCUGCAUUGCCUGGGCGCUGGGCAAGCAUCAACCAAGUAGGGCUUGCUUGGGUGAGGUGGACGGUAUGGUGUUCUGGGUGCCGGUUUUCGUGGCGGCGGCAGUGUCUGUGUGUGUCGGCGUCAUGUUCCCUCGAGCACCAACGUGGCAGAUCGUGGACAUGAAGUACAGAGGCCUGUCCAUGAAUAUUGCGAGCAUUGGGGUGGACAUGAAGAUCGACAUGGACCUAGAAGUUUUUAACCCGAACUACGUCCCUGCAACGCUGAAAGGCAUCGUGAUGACCAUGUUCCACGAAGACCUUGGGGGGGAGGAGGCGCCGUUCGGGGUGGUAACCUUCGCCGGCGAAAAUGCGGCGAGACUACCCGCGCGGGGCUCCGCAGUAGUGCAGGCACAGAUGGAAGUCGUGUCGCUACCGACAAGCAUGGCGAUGGGCAUUGCGAAGGAUGUUGCUGACGGAGGCGUCAUCGUCAGCCGGGCAUCGGCCGUCAUGGACGUCAAGGUUAUGGGAGGGGAUAUCUUGAUCGAGGCGGACUGCGUGCAGCACAUGCAGGCAGACGUGUUCCCCAUCAAGAUCAACGAGAUAGACUGCAAGUACUACUACAACAACGUUAGGGUGCCGGUGCUGCCUCCAUAGUGGGGCAUCGCCACGUCAUCAUGUCCUUGAGGAGCAACGAAAGUCCUGGCAAGGUUCUCACUUUUUGACAAGGAGAUGCGGGGUUCGGUAUCAAGAUAUCAAGAGCUUGCUUCCGUUCGCCUCGUGGCAGUUGGAUGGUUGUAUCCCAUCCCACCUCAAGCAGGGUUCGGAAAACUCUCCUAGAGGUCUUUCCAGAAUUUCGCUCACUGCAUUGUCAACCUACGAGUGAUUGAAAGAUCGGACGUCCAAGGGAAGCCGGAGGGUAAGUUAGAUAAUUUUGCCAUAUCAGUGAGUGUACAGAACAGCUGGCGAUGAGAGGCGAUUUUUUUAUGUGGUACAAGGAGUUCGUUGAUGCUAACGUUUCUUUUUGGUUCUUGCGGCUGCAGGGCGGGCAUUCGAAGGAGUCGGGGAACGGGUGGCCAUUCCCAUUAUUCGGUGCCAUGGACCCUUGUAUCCUGCUGAGCCAGGGUGGGCCGUCCAUCUCUUGGUCGACCUUGUGCAGGGAAACAUGUUUUGCACCUACAGUAGCCUUGUUUCACCGUGGGGUUGUUGUGUUCGGGGAGUUGCAAUAGGUAGUCUGCUGAAUUGCUAGAAUAUUUUAGGGAAGAUGAUAGCACACUGCUCUUUGGUUUCUUAGUAUGGUGUUGGUGUGGGGGGGCGAGAAUCAUUUACUCGUUCUUCGUGAAAGUUGUGAUGUGAAUUGCCUUGGCAUCGAUACGUUGUGUUUUCUCAAGUUGAUGCUGCCGUUGCUGCGUUCGCCAGGCGCAUGUCGCCAGCGUGUUAUGUGUGGUUGGGCAGACGGAAGGGGAAGCGUGUAGUCUGUCAAUGUGCUCGGAGGUGCUUUGCAGCGGACCGAUUUGAUUGUUGUGCUUGAAUGUAUUCCUACCUUCGUCAGGCGUUCAGGUAGGUGCGGAUGGGUGGAAAAGCAAAAUGUUGUAGCUCUCGUCCACCCUCCAUUGUACCACCUCCUCAAUCCGAAAGAUAAUAAUGUUUAUUUCUAA